This is a messenger RNA of Wyeomyia smithii (pitcher-plant mosquito), 1325 nucleotides long. RefSeq names its product tetratricopeptide repeat protein 19 homolog, mitochondrial (gene Ttc19). Gene Ontology annotation, biological process: mitochondrial respiratory chain complex III assembly. Gene Ontology annotation, molecular function: protein binding. The record is from RefSeq and is a predicted model, not a curated record. Lineage: Eukaryota; Metazoa; Arthropoda; Insecta; Diptera; Culicidae. Bases 81 to 1145 code for a protein of 354 amino acids. Gene Ontology annotation, cellular component: mitochondrial inner membrane. The transcript is spliced from 2 exons.
AGUCCAAGUUGAGCAGUGUUGUGUUGUUUACAUUCAAAGGUCUGAAAUAAUUCUGUGCUGUGCAUUAAAAAGGAGCAGAAAUGCUGCAAAAGUUGUCCAACUAUCUAGUCAGUACCCUCUCGAGACGGAGUUUCAUCGCAAUCCAUCAUCCCCGGAUAUGCAGUAUUCACACGGAACAACAACAGCGACAGUCAAAACCCUCCGGUCUACCCUCGGAACAGCACCGAAACAAUCACAACAGGAACCGAAGUCAUUGUAAUCCCGUUCCAAUCCUGGCGGCCAGCACAUUCCUCUCGUGGUUCAGCAAAAAGGACGAUGAAGACUCGCCGGAGAGUAAACUCAUCACCACGAUUAAAAUGUCAAUACUGAACAUCCAGCGGGAAGAGUAUAAGAAAGCCGAACAGAUGCUGCACAUUGCUCUCAAAAUGGCCCAGGACUUGCAGAGCAAGGACGGAAUCACCUACAUCUACGACAUUAUGGCCAAUCUGGCAAUGGAGGUCGGUGAUUUCGCUAAAGCGGAAAAACUAUUCGUGAGCGUUAUGCAGCGGCUAUUCGCCGAUGGUUUCCUCGAGGAUCACAUGAAAAUGCUGCACAUUAGUUCAAAAAUAGCGCACCUUUCACAACUGCAAGGUCACUUGGAUAAAGCCGUGCAGGGUUUCGAGUGGACACUAGCUAAGCUGGAGGAAAAGCUAAAACUGGUCGGCGAGGACAGUGAAAUACGCGAACUAUGGGGAAUAACUAAAAACUGGUAUGCCCAGCUGUUGAUGGAUAUGAAACGGUUUGCCGAGGCAAAAAGUUGCUUCCAGCAGGCAUACGAUGCCUACACCGAAAUACAUGGGAAGUUGACCGAGGAAGGGCUGAUGAUACUCAAUAACUUAAGUGUGGCUUGCUCGAAUUUGGAAGAUUAUGCCACCGCCGAAAAAUACCUGCUAGAAGCAAUCUCGCUCGCUGCUCAGAUACCGGAUCUAACUGAGGCUGGAAUAUAUCGUGCCAAUCUGGGUCUGCUGUAUCUUCAGCAGGGUAUGCUGAACCAGGCAAAAGAAUUUUGUUCCUUCGCUUGGAAGUACGGCAAACACCACAAGCACGAAGAAACUGUGAUACAGGCCAACUACUGUUUAGAACAGGUUAGGUCGAUGCAAAAGUAAGAUUCUUUGGACGAAUGUAGAUUCGAUUUUAACGCAGAGAUAUUGAGACAAAUAUGAAAUUAUGUACAUACAAGAAAAAUUCUUGUUUAUUGCUGUUAUAUUCGUCCCAGAGCCUUAGAAGGCGCAAUACUUGUUUAAUAUAUAUUCAGAAUAAAGUACAGUCAUAAAUUGCAAAUGUUA